Molecule: messenger RNA, 2655 nt
Organism: Ruditapes philippinarum (Manila clam)
Lineage: Eukaryota; Metazoa; Mollusca; Bivalvia; Venerida; Veneridae
Product: leucine-rich repeat-containing protein 47-like
Exons: 5
Coding region: 26-1678 (550 amino acids)
Biological process (GO): phenylalanyl-tRNA aminoacylation
Molecular function (GO): RNA binding; phenylalanine-tRNA ligase activity; protein binding
Source: RefSeq, a predicted model, not a curated record
GAAUACUCUUCAAUUAUUGCACAAGAUGGCCGCAUGGGAAGAAGUUUCUGUAGCGAAAAAUGAAAAACGCCGGGAGCUUGUUCUACAGGGAAAGACAAUUAGUGAAAGAAUAGACAAGAAAGGUCUUGAUACUAAUAUAUUCAAAUUGACCACCCUUAAUUACCUUGAAAUAUCAGGAACUACGCUGUCAAGUCUGGAAUCUGGUGUCGGCGAAUUGACCAGCUUGACAUCACUGCUGUUGUGCAAUAACAAGUUGACAUCUCUUCCAGCAGACAUUGGCAAACUUGUGAAAUUGAAGAUACUCAAUCUUUCAAAUAACCAUUUAGAGAAUAUACCUCCUGAAAUAAGUACGCUGUCAGAGUUGGAUACUUUGAAUGUUAGCAUGAACAGAUUGACAGAAAUUCCCUCAGUAGAAAAAUUGAAGUGUCUUCAUGUAUUUAACGCAGCAAACAACAAACUAACAUCCCUCCCUGAGGGUCUCUUUGAUUCAGAGCUUGUCCAUCUAAGUCAGAUUUUAGCGAGUGAUAAUGAAAUCACAGAUUUAGCACCAGAAGUUUCAGACUUGCCACAUUUAAAUGUUUUAGAUCUUUCUAAUAACAAAUUAACUGUUGUAUCCACAUCAUUGAGUAUAUGCCCGAAACUGAAGGAUUUGAAUCUUAAAGGUAACAAACUGAAGGAUAGAAGGUUUGGUAAAAUGGUUGAGCAAUGUCAAACCAAAGCCUGUUUGGAAUAUCUCCAUAAUCAAUGGAAAAAGGAAAACCAGAAAGCUGGUAAAGGUGCUAAAGAUAAUGAGAAGAAAAAGAAGAAGAAAGGCAAAAAGAAUGAGGAGACUGAAGAUGUAGAAAAAGAUUCAAUAUCUGUAAAAUCUUACCCGAAGGAUGACACUGGAGUUGAAAUAAAGGUGUUACCAGCUGUUUCAAGUGUGCGUCCAUACAUAGUGUGCUGUGUGAUAAGAAAUCUUGAUCUUUCCAGCAAGUUCAAAGAAUUUAUAACAUUACAGACAAAACUUCAUGAUACAGUGUGCCAGAAGCGACAGGCAGCAACAAUUGCAACACAUGACCUGAAAAAUGUCAAAUUACCAUUGACAUACAAUGCAAUGUAUCCUCAACUGUUAAAGAUUGUACCAUUGUUCAAACAUAAGGAAGUCUCUGGAGAGAAGUUAGUUGAAGAUUUAAGAAAAGAGGCUGAAGAAUUAAGAAAGGAAAAGAAGAGGAACACUUUUUCUGGAAUACACAAGUAUUUGGAUCUAUUGGCAGACAAAACUCAAUACCCUUGCCUGGUUGACAAAGAAGCUAUCGUUAUUUCAUUCCCACCAAUAACUAACAGCGAUAAAACUAAGAUCUGUAUGGAGACCACAGAUAUACUGGUUGAAGUAACGAGCUCCACAAGUCUCGACACUUGUAAAAAGAUCAUGGAUGAGUUGCUCUAUAAAAUGUUAGCUGCCGGAAUAGCCAGUAAAACCAUACCAAAGGCAGCUGGUGCCACGGCCAAGGGAGGCGACUCUGAAAGUGAGGACAGCGACGAGGGAGUGGUGUUCCAGAACCUGAGGUUGACCUCGGCAAUUAAGACGCUGAUUGUCGAGCAGGUCAAAGUCGUAGAUUCAGAGGAUACGUUAAAAGUGCUGUACCCAUCAAGAACUGAUCUUUCCUCGGAUUUGAUUGAGGUUGUACGUGAAUAAAACAAAUAGGAAAAUCAAAAUUAAACAUGAAACAGUAAUAAUGGAAAAGAACUACUUCUUUGGUUAAGACUUAUUAAGGUUAUCAUUUAUUUCAAUGUAAUCUUGAAUACAAGAAUUUUCAAAUGAAUGCUAAGAUGCAUAUAUACAUGUUAUUGGUAAAAUAUUGAUUGUUGUAAUAACUAUUGUAAUGCAAAAACUUCCCACUUUUACAAACCCAUAACUUGUAAACAUUGAACUGUUAAUGUGCUAUUAAAGUAAAAGAGCUUUUUUUUGGGUUUGGUUAAUAUUUCCAUUCUGCUGCACAUCUCUCCUAAAUUCAUUGAAGGAUAUUUAUGUUUAAAAUAUAAUGAUUGUCACAUUUUGAGGACAUGCAGACAGGCAAUCUCAGUGUCUUAAGCUGCACAAUUUCUGGACAAAUUCCAUAUUGGUUCUUAACUUCUAAAUCUCUUUAACCCAUAAAUCCCAGUCUUUUGUGAAUGGGUCCAGGGAACUUUAGGCACGGUAUUGCCAUUAUUUAUAAAUAUAGGCAGACCUAUAUCAUAGUAAUCAUACUGUUAAAAUUUAGCUACUAAAUGGGGAAAAGGUUGAAAUAAUGUGUUGGAAAUGCCUUGAUUAAUAACCUUAUUAGAUAAAGUCCAGAAGCUUUUAUGUUUCAAGUCCUUGACAAUUAUGUGAGUAAUUGCAAUUCGAUUUUGAAGUUUUCAAGUAAAUUUCACUUAUUUUACCAAUUGAAGAUUUCUAUGAAUAUAAAUUUUUAUCAUGUAUCCAAGAAAUUUUACAGAACUUAAAAUUAGAAAUUCAUAAAUAUUUAAUUUCAAAGAUGUUAAUUUUGCUAAAUUUUGACCUCACAAAAAUAUCUGCUACUAAAAAUUUUAUGUUAGUGAUUUUUUUUUCAACUGAAAUUGUAUGUAUGUCGUAUUAUUCCUACAACUUGCUAUGUGUCGGUCUUUAAAAUAAAUUCUUCUGCAAUAUCACAA